ACUUGGAUACGCGUUACUCAAAAUGAGUUACAUGUUAUGUGCAUUUUAUUUCUUGCAAUUUACAACUAACUUGGAGAUUUCUGUGAAUUACCUACGAAUAUUAUGGGGUUUGCAUCGGUUUUAAGACGGAAUCGUCAGACAACAAAUCUGAAUAACUUUAUUCAUGUUAUACGCACACUGGUAUAUUCUUAUAAUAUCGAAAUAGUAUGAAUCAGAAAAAAAUGUUACUCAGAAAAUAACAUGUGCUUGAGUCCUGAAAAUUUAUUUAUAUGGUUUUUGGUAGAUAAACCUAGCAUCAGACAGGAAUAUAUGGUUGCUCAGUAACUUCAAAUUUUUAUACAUCUCAACUCAUUCAAAUUCUUUAUCAAGAUUUCCUUCCAAUGAAUGCUACCAAGAUUGAUGAAGAAAUAUCCAGUGACCAUAAACUAACCAAUUGUUCAUUAUCCCAACAAACUGGAGGUGAUAAGUCAACUACAACUACAUUCACAAAUGUCACUUCAACAGUAACGGUGAAGCCAUCUUCUGGAGUGUCAAGAAAAGUUAAUACUAAUGUUAGUGGCAAUGGUUCAUAUAAUUUCUUAGCGUCAUUAUAUUCGAGAUGCAUUAGGAAUUCAAGUCGACGAAUGAGAAAACAAACAAUCAACAGUAAUCAUCACCAAUCCACUUUCUGCUUAAACUUUUGCGGCUAUCGUUCGUCAGAUGCUGCUUCUCGCACCGGCGCUUCAGAAACACCACGCAGAGAAUCAAAUACUUACAGUUUUCGCUAUCCAACUAAUGGACGCCGGGAAAGUUCAGUCAGUUUGACAGGGAACAAUUCUCUACCCCCUGGUCAUUUCGGUGCUAAUAUCAGCAUAUCUGAAAGUGUAAAAACUCAUAAUUCAUCCCCGUCUCCUUCCACUACUGCUCUCAAUACUACUGCAUCUGUGCUUAAUAACUCAGGUCAAGCCAAUAGCAAUAAUAACAGCCCUACUACUAACAACUCUGUACACAUGUAUAAAUCUGAGCGAAUCCGCAAACUGCCAUCGGAUAAAUUAUCGUGUGAUGUGGUUAAAAACGAUACUACCGAACAUGGAAAUAUCAACAUUGCAACACCACUGAGCAUGACAGCGCUGACCAAUACAAAAUCCUCUACAGCUGAUUUGAUUAUCACUAAAAAUGUUUCUUACAAUAAAAGCCAAGGUAAUUUGCCACAAAUUUCUAGUACUCCAGUGCAAGACUCGUCAAAACUUUGUGCUAGAUGUCAGCGAGUCAUCGAUUUAGUUAACCAAGAUUCCAAACAAAUCUUUUCUUCAACAGAUAAUCCGACAGAUACUAAAAUAAACAACACUACAUGUAUUAACACUACUACUACUACUACUAAUCAUAAUAAUAAUAAUACUGAUAGUGUAGGACCUGUUAACCGAACUAACAAAAGUAACGAUAAAGUCAUAUCAAAAAAGGUCGAAGAAAUUGAAUCUGCCAUUGUAGAGUAUGAAAAACAUGUCAAAUACAUGUUAAAUCACAUUCAUACAACUAAGGAACAGUACUCUCAAAGUAGCCUUGAAUAUAAUUUUGGUGAUGAUAAAAAUAAAUGUUUAUGGGAUGCAUUUAAUACAAUUACUCCAAAUCAUGACAAUAUAUUCAGACCGUCACAUAAUGAUAUUAAUACAUUCCAUGUGGACGAUGAUAUUGACUAUGAAGAAAGAAAAGAUGAAGUCAAUGAGGGCUAUAGAAUGGAUGCACACUUGAAUACUAACAAUAAUUCGGAUACACGGCAACAAUGUCAUCAACAUCAUCGUCAUGUGAACAGACUAACACAAGACGAUACUGCAUAUAGUGAUAUUCAAACUCCAAAUAAUAUUUCCGAUGAAAAGAGAAUUAUAAAAAUUUAUAGACAACUUCAUAAUUUACGCUGUCAAAUUGAGUCAUUCUCUUAUUUAAGUUGGCUUGGGCUUGCAUCAGAACCUCCUACAAAUAAAGUUUUGGUUCCUGGAGCUGAUGCUCCUUCUCCUAAUCCUCAAAUGCACUUGAUUCGACGAUCAGAUGCAGACAGUCGAAGAAAUAUACAAGAAUUUAGGCGGUUGUGUAAAGAGCCUGUUUCCGAAGAGGAUUUGCUUGAAUUACGCUCAUCCACAUUUAAUAAUUGGUCUAGAACUGAUUCCCAGUUAAUGCGUCUAGUACGUGAAAUGUUCAAAGAACUUGGAUUUAUUGAACAUUACAAGUUACAGUAUCAUCGUUUGGAUUUGUGGCUUAGUGAUAUUUAUCGAAGAUACAAUCGUAUACCAUUUCAUAAUUACAAACACGCAUUUAUGGUUACGCAGAUGUGUUACGUUCUACUCUGGGGUGGGAACUUGACCAAACUACUUGAUAUUGAUGAUCAACUUACUUUGAUUAUGUCGGCCAUCUGUCACGAUUUAGAUCAUCCAGGAUUUAAUAAUGCUUAUCAGAUCAAUGCUGGAACGGUAUUGGCGAUGCGAUAUAACGAUCAAAGUCCGCUGGAAAAUCACCAUUCAGCAGUGGCAUUCGAUUUGUUGAGUCAUGCAGAAGUUGAUCCUUUCGCUCAUCUUCCUUUCAGUGUUCGACAACGAAUUCGCAAAGGAAUGAUAAGAUGUAUAUUAGCCACGGAUAUGUCACGUCACAAUGAAAUACUAGAUGAAUUUAAUCGUGUUGUUCUAGGUGAUUUACAAGCUGCCUGGGAAAUUGAUACCAACACGAAAAAGCCUGUUUGGGUAACAAAUAAGACACAGAAAGAUCUUGUUAUGAUCAUUAUCUUGAAAAUAUCCGAUAUUUCUAAUGAAGCACGUCCCCUGAAUGUUGCUGGUCCAUGGAUAAAUCGAUUAUUGGCAGAAUUCUUUAAUCAAAGCGAUUAUGAGAAACUUGUUGGUCUUCCAGUUGCACCAUUUAUGGAUCGUCAUAAGGUGACAAAAUCAGCAAGUCAGUGUGGUUUCAUUCGUUUCGUUAUUCUUCCACUCUUCGAAUCUCUGGCAAAGUUGUUACCAGAGGUUAAGGUGAGCAUGCAUCUACGAUUGGAACAUUUCAACAAUCAAUUCCCAGUAAUCCUGGUGUUUAUACAGCUUACCUAAAGCACCUAAAUCCUUUAUUUUCAGUAAUGCCAACCUGCAGAUCACUGUUGCAUAAGCUGUCACAGUCAUCAGUAGAUAUAUUGAAUCCCAUAAGAAAACAGCUGUCCAAUCAUUGUUCAACCAGCCUUGGAACAAUUGGCCUACUAUACAGAGUUACACGCAAAUGAAGAGAAGAAAAUGAAAGUGGAUAAUCAAAAAUCAAACAACAAUGAACUACAAAGUGUUAAUAAAACCAAGAAUACAACAGAUAAGUUGUGAUUUAUUGCUGAUGUAGUUUUUUUUCAAAUUGACUUUAAGGAGAAUAAAGUGCAUGUUUAUUUCUAAUGUCAAUAUUAUUCCCGUUAAUAAUGUUGGUUAUUGAUGAAGUCCUUUUAUUACUAUGAUUAUUAUCCUUUACCUUUUAUCCUCUUUCUUAUAACAUGUGAAUUGCUUCAUUGUGCUUUCAUCCUCGGAAUACGUUUACAGCUAGAAUGAUAUACAGAUAAACACCCUUUCUUUUGUUUAAAAAAAUGGCACCAUUUUAAUUAAUUACUCUGACAGUGAAGAAAACUUUCGUUAAUUUCUCUUUCUUUUAUUAGUUAUGGUUGUUUAUUUUUGUAUCUUUCAUUACCUUUAGGAGAAUUCACCUUGUUUAUGGCUAUCAAGUCUUCUUUUCGUUUUGCUCAAGAAAAGUAUUAAUGAAUUGAAUAUAUAUUAUACACGUAUCUGAUUAGUAAUUGUACUAAAAAAUAUUUUAGAUUAGAUUAUUUAUUUUCAAAGAUCUGAGUAUAUAAAACUUCUUUGAAAAUAUAUAUCGUUUAAAAGCAUCGUAAAAAUUAUCUGUAUAAAAAUUUAUUGAUUUUGUUUAGUGGUAUUCAUCUAUGUUACUUGGUAUUAUGACUUUUCACAGGAGUAUCUUGUUCCUUAAUUAACAUUUUAGGAUUUAAUUAUAUACUACUUUACAAAUGAAUAAGUAAGCAAUUACUUGUACACUUUUAAUUUUUAAUAUUGAAAGUGAUUAUUUAACUUGUUUUUAACGUAUGCACUGAAUGUUCUUCUCCUGUUCAUGUUGAAUGUUGCUUAUGCUGUAGCAGAGUUCACUGAUCAAACUUUGUAUCAAUUAUUACCUAAUCUACAUCCUUUGCUUAUCCAUUAAUUCUUCAAUGUGAUUGUAAGUUUAUGGAACACUGAAGAAUUAUGAAACUAUAGAAAUGAAAACUGCAUAAGUUGAAAAAAACAUUUUCUCGUCGAAUACAGACAUAAGUUUAAGGUCAUUUGAAAAUUUUUAUGCAGCAUUAAAGUUUCUAAAAAAUUUUACUCCCAUCCUAUUUCAUGAAUCUUUAUCCGUUUGUGUUUGUGAAUCAGCUGACUUAGAUAAUAUUCAUUUUGUUCUCUCAUCAUUUAACAGGAAGAUAAUGAAACAAAAUGAAAAUUUUAACCUACAAGUUUAGAUGCAUAUGUGACUUGUUAAAAUCUAUCUGGUUGUAUGAAUAGUUACAUGUGAGAUCAAGCUUAUAUGAGUGAAUGAAGCAUAUGCAUUCCAUAAUAAUGAACAGGUUGUAGGGCUUUACAGUUCAUUAUUAUAUACUUUUUAGAUCUUUCCAUAACUUAAAAUUCUUAUCAGUACAGUUGUAUAUGUUUUAUAUUGUUACUUGAAGUUUUGCUGCAUUGUACAACCCUUGUGACCACCACUGUCAGCACUUACUCCUCCUUAUUCUUCUCGUUACGCUUCUGUCAAUGGUAUUCUUUAACUUUUACUUCUUUAAAUAUUUAAAUACCAAUUGUUUGAAUAUCUAACAAACCUGUUUAGGUUUUUCUUUUUCCUGUUUUUGUCUUCUCAGUAUUUUGUUGGUCCCUUCUCCCAAUUUGUAUUUUGCACAAAACAUUUUAAAAAACUUUAAAAUGCUUCUUUUUUCGAGUUAUUGUUAAUAGUUAAAUUAACUUAUCAUAAUUAUUUCGAGGUUAAUGUUACAUAAAUAUCAGAAGAAAGCGUAGAUGCUGUGAUAGGAUAUGAUUCGUCUCUAGCUCUCUUUCUCUCUCUCUCUCUCUCU
This is a messenger RNA of Heterobilharzia americana, 5092 nucleotides long. The record is from the annotation of a GenBank genome assembly. NCBI's taxonomy places the organism in Eukaryota, Metazoa, Platyhelminthes, Trematoda, Strigeidida, Schistosomatidae.